UUAGGGAUUGUGUGGAUGAUUGAUGAGGUCUUUUAGCUUUAUCUACCGACAUAAACGAGGACACGAAAAAUAGACAUCUUUGUAGGAAGUCUCUCCCCAUUCCUUCACAUUCUCUCUUCCUCUUUAUCUCUCUCUGUCUCUCUGUUUCUGUGGAUUUUAUUCACAAGAAGCUACUUUCCUUUCUUGGCCAUGGAGUUGUGCCCUAAUGUGAAAGUCUCCGGUGAGUACCAGCCAGACCAACUUGCUUCAACCACUCUCGAUGACCUUUUCUCUGCUCAAAACAUGGAAGUGGAUAUGAGCUUGGAAUGGCUGUCGGUAUUUGUAGAGGACUGUUUGUCAAGCACAGGAAGUUGUCUUCCAGCACUACCUUCUAGUGGUCAAAACCCAACCUUAAACCCAAAAUUGACCAAAACCCAACAAAACCCACCUUCCUUGCACAAAUUUGUAAUCCCAGGAAAGGCCAGAACCAAGAGAAAAAGGACAUCCCCAACUGCCAAAACCAACAAGAGUGAUGCACUGACUAGUUGGUCUUAUAACCUAAACCCGCAUAACCACACUCUUUAUUUCACAUCCUCAGACCCCCCUUUGCUCCAACAAACACAUUGGUUAGCUGAUAGUGAACUAAUGAUACCCAUAAAACAAGAACCCCAAAGUAACAAUAUAGAAGAAACAAAAGAGGAUAAAGGGGAUGCUAACGAGGAGACAGAGAAAGAGGAGGUUAUGAUGAGUGUGGACGGUAAUGAUGGUGGUUUGUAUGGGAUGCAGCAGCAGCAACAACCAAGGAGGUGCACUCAUUGUCAAUCACAAAGGACCCCACAGUGGAGAGCUGGACCAAUGGGUCCAAAGACAUUGUGCAAUGCAUGUGGGGUGAGGUACAAGUCAGGAAGACUAUUGCCAGAGUAUAGACCUGCAAAAAGUCCUACUUUUGUAAGCUAUUUGCACUCCAAUUCUCACAAGAAAGUUAUGGAGAUGAGAAUGGGUCAUAUUCCCUCCAUUAAUCCUAGUGAUCAGUCACUUUUGUUGAGUUCCAAUCCCUCUUUUGUAAAUUAGAGUACCCUAGAUAAGAUCAAUAUGGGAAAUUCAUUGCUAUUUUAUUGUAGCUAAAUCAUUAUAUAUUCUGUUCUUUACUUGCCA
Tripterygium wilfordii is the source of this 1134-nucleotide messenger RNA. RefSeq names its product GATA transcription factor 2-like. Bases 190 to 1050 code for a protein of 286 amino acids. Lineage: Eukaryota; Viridiplantae; Streptophyta; Magnoliopsida; Celastrales; Celastraceae. Gene Ontology annotation, biological process: regulation of DNA-templated transcription. The transcript has 2 exons. Gene Ontology annotation, molecular function: zinc ion binding; sequence-specific DNA binding. The record is from RefSeq and is a predicted model, not a curated record.